Prunus armeniaca (apricot) is the source of this 1587-nucleotide messenger RNA. Lineage: Eukaryota; Viridiplantae; Streptophyta; Magnoliopsida; Rosales; Rosaceae. The record is from the annotation of a GenBank genome assembly.
AUGCCGAGCAUUAGAGCUCCGGCUACAAAGCAAACUACAACACUCACGGUUGCUGUGAAAUGCAGGCCGUUAAGGGAGAGAGAACGUGGCCGCGAUAUUGUUCGAGUAAUUGACAAUAAGGAGGUGGUUGUGUUGGAUCCUGAUCUGUCAAAGGACUACCUUGAGCGCAUACAGAAUCGAACAAAGGAAAAGAAAUAUUGUUUUGAUCAUGCAUUUGAUCCUGGCUGUACUAAUUUGGAUGUCUACACAAAAUGCAUAUUGUCUGUCAUCUCUGGCGUUGUUAAUGGUCUCAAUGCUACCGUGUUUGCUUAUGGUUCUACCGGAAGUGGUAAAACAUAUACAAUGGUCGGGACACAAGAUGAUCCAGGACUCAUGGUACUCAGUUUGCAUACAAUCUUUGAUCUAAUCAAAAGGGACAAGAGCUCUGAUGAAUUUGAAGUUACCUGUUCCUAUCUUGAAGUCUACAAUGAGGUCAUCUACGAUUUGCUUGAAAAGUCAUCAGGCCAUUUGGAACUCAGAGAGGACCCCGAGCAAGGAGUAAUUGUUGCUGGGCUGAGGUGUAUCAAGGUACAAUCAGCUGAUAAGAUUCUUGAACUCUUAAACUUGGGGAAUAGCCGACGGAAAACUGAAAGCACAGAGGCUAAUGCAACAUCUUCUCGGUCACAUGCAGUGCUGGAAAUAAAAGUAAAAAGAAAACAGAAAAAUAAGUACCGGAAUCAAGUAAUGCGAGGAAAACUCGCACUUGUGGAUCUAGCUGGCAGUGAACGAGCUUCAGAAACAAACAGUGGAGGCCAAAAAUUAAGGGAUGGAGCAAAUAUUAACCGUUCACUUCUCGCCUUGGCAAACUGCAUAAAUGCACUGGGGAAACAGCAAAAGAAGGGUCUUGCUUAUGUUCCUUACCGCAAUAGCAAAUUGACACGAAUACUCAAAGAUGGUUUGAGUGGUAAUUCUCAAACGGUUAUGGUUGCUACUGUAUCCCCUGUGGACAGUCAGUAUCAUCACACUGUGAAUACCUUGAAAUAUGCUGAUCGGGCAAAGGAAAUAAAGACACACAUCCAGAAAAACAUCGGCACUAUUGAUACACAUGUAUCAGACUACCAACAAAUGAUUGACAGUCUUCAGAUUGAGGUUUGCCAAUUGAAAAAAGAACUAGCUGAAAAGGAAUCACAGCUAAGUGUCAAACCUGUUGAAAAAGCUGCAGAUGAUGAACUUUCAUGGUUGAAUAUUUUGAGCCAUGAAACCAGUGAAAAUGUUCAGGAAAGGAUAAACCUACAGAAGGCAUCAUUUGAGCUUGAGGAAACCAACCUUCGUAACCACCUUGAACUCCAACAUCUUGAUGAUGCUAUAGCAAAAGAACAGGCUGUUGGAAAAGAUGGGGAAGUUUUAGAGGUUAUGAGAACAAGGCGGCAAGUAAUUUUGGAUAACAUCCGUGAGAAUGAUGAAGCUGGUGUCAAUUACCAUAUGGAAAUUGAAGCAAAUGAGAAGCAUCGAUGUGAACUCCAAAAUAUGAUUGAGGAGGCCAUUAGUAACAAUGGCAAUAAAACAUACUUGCGUAUUCUUAGUCAAUACAGGCUCUUGGUGAGUUGA